Quercus robur (English oak) is the source of this 2426-nucleotide messenger RNA. Its product is annotated as lysine histidine transporter-like 6. Bases 1011 to 2324 code for a protein of 437 amino acids. NCBI's taxonomy places the organism in Eukaryota, Viridiplantae, Streptophyta, Magnoliopsida, Fagales, Fagaceae. Gene Ontology annotation, cellular component: plasma membrane. The record is from RefSeq and is a predicted model, not a curated record. The transcript has 8 exons.
AAAAAAAAAAGAAAGAGAAGAAACAUUAAUUGAAUCUAAAAAAUGAUCAAUAAAUAAAUUUAUUAUUAGUAAUAAACAAAAUACAACACAAAAUUUAGAUGAAAAUAUCACAAAUGAACAAGAAAUUCACCAAAAAAAGUUAGAUGAUAAUGAAAAGGAGAUGUUAGAAGAACUUAAAUACAAAUUUUAAUUAGUUAAUUUGCAUUUUAAAAUGCAAGAAAAAUAGAUUUUAAAUAAAAUAUAUUAUAAUAUAAAUAAAUUAAAUAAAUAUUAAUUUAAUUAAUACAUAAAUAUUUAAAAAAUGCCCAAUUUUAAUUCUCGCCUAAGGCCUAAAAAUAUCAAGGGCCAACCCUGAUAGGAAAGUUUAAUAUCAUUUUUCCAAAUAUCUGGAGUGAUUUGUUACUUCAAUUGUUAACCAAAACUUUUAUUUUUUAUUUUUGAUAGUUGUGGGAAGAGGAUUUAAACCCUAGACAUUUUUGUCUGAAUAAUAAGUCUAAGGAUAUAUCUUAUUUCAUAUUCAACUAAUGUGUCAAAUUGUGAUUUGUGCAGAACAAAAAAGUGUUUUUGAUGGAUUCAUGUAAAUGUGACGUUACAUCUAUUAUAAGUUUACAACUCUACUAGAUUUAAAAUUGAAUGUGAAAUUGGUUGUGUUCAUAGGAUUGUUGCUGCUAAAACUACCCAAAAAAAAUUGUCAAUUGAGCUAUGCCCUAAACAGCCAAAACUAUUUUCAACCAAAACUAUUACUUUAUCCAUCAUUAAUCAUUAUGGCUCUCUCAUUUGAUUAUAGCCUUAAAGAAUAAAGAGCACGUUCCACCUGAGGAAGCAGCAAAAACAAAUACUAAAAAUUAAAGUGGGACUAAUCAAUGCAAAAUACCCAUUUUUCACUUUAUUCACUCGCACGUACACUUUGAGUCACCAACCACAGCCACUACAUAUACAUGACGGCCAUCAAGGAAUUACUCACAUAUUGGAGGGAGGGGUCUGUCUGAGUCCUUGCUUUGGCUGCAAAAAUGGUUUCAACUUCUCCUACUAAGCAGGAAGUUGCUAAUUCAGACGGCAUAUGGAUAGAGGAGGACACCUCACGCCGUGCCAAAUGGUGGUACUCAACUUUUCACAUUGUCACAGCUAUGAUAGGUGCAGGAGUACUCAGCCUGCCUUAUGCUAUGGCCUACUUAGGAUGGGGUCCAGGGACACUGGUUUUGGCAAUAUUAUGGUGCAUGACCUUGAACACAAUGUGGCAGAUGAUACAACUCCAUGAAUGUGUUCCAGGUACUCGUUUUGAUCGAUACAUUGACCUCGGUCGACAUGCCUUUGGGCCAAAACUCGGACCUUGGAUUGUGCUUCCCCAGCAACUUAUUGUCCAGGUUGGGUGCGACAUAGUGUAUAUGGUCACUGGGGGAAAGUGCCUCAAGAAAUUUAUGGAGAUGGCCUGCACCAAUUGCACACAGCUCAAACAAUCUUACUGGAUUUUAAUCUUUGGAGGCAUCCAUUUCUUCUUGUCUCAGCUACCCAACUUUAAUUCUGUUGCUGGUGUUUCGCUAGCAGCAGCAGUCAUGUCACUAAGUUAUUCAACUAUAGCCUUUGUGGGUUGCUUGGCUAGAGGUCAGAUAGAUAAUGUGAGCUAUGCUUACAAAAAAACUAGCUCAGCUGAUUACAUGUUUCGUGUCUUCAAUGCAUUGGGACAAAUCUCUUCUGCAUUUGCUGGGCAUGCUGUGGCCCUUGAAAUUCAGGCCACAAUUCCGUCAACUCCUGAGAGGCCUUCAAAGGAACCCAUGUGGAAAGGUGCACUUGGAGCCUAUUUUAUCAAUGCAAUAUGCUACCUCCCGGUGGCCCUUAUUGGAUACUGGGCAUUUGGGCAAGAUGUUGAUGACAAUGUGCUAAUGAAUCUCAAGAAACCUGCGUGGCUCAUUGCCUCUGCUAACCUAAUGGUGGUCAUCCAUGUCAUAGGCAGCUACCAGGUCUAUGCCAUGCCUGUAUUUGCCUUGCUGGAGAGGAUGAUGGUGAAAAAGAUGAACUUCCCACCAGGAAUUGCACUCAGACUCAUCGCUAGAUCUUCUUAUGUAGCAUUUACAUUAUUCGUUGGAGUCACCUUCCCUUUCUUUGGGGAUCUUCUGGGUUUCUUUGGCGGAUUUGGAUUUGCUCCCACUUCAUAUUUUCUCCCCAGUAUUAUGUGGCUAGUGAUCAAGAAGCCAAAAAGAUUUAGUGCCAAAUGGAUGAUCAACUGGAGUUGCAUAUUCGUUGGAGUUUUUAUUAUGUUGGCAUCCACAAUUGGCGGCUUCCGGAAUAUUAUUGCUGAUGCAUCCACGUAUAGCUUCUACGCAUAAAUUAUGGUGAUUUUAUGUCAUUGGAUGGAAAAUGUAAUUGAGUUGGCUAAACUCAUUUUUCUGAUGACCUUUUCUCUAUAUAUAAUGGAGUGGAAAAUGUAA